UGAAGUUCAUCCCGCAUUUUCAUUGCAACUUUUGCUUGCAGUACCGUUUCAGUGGAGCCAAUGCAAAGUCAAUUGGUAUUCCUGGCUCCCAUUAUAUCCAAUAGGCAUUCAGAUCUCCCAUUGUUCCUCAUGGUAUUACUGUCAUUAGUUUCAAUAAAUCCGUUCUCAUGUCUUUCCAGCUCAAUCUUCGCCUCUCCCUCAGGUGACUGAAAGAAACGUGGUGGCAGGAGGGCUAGAGCUCUUUUGCUGCCUCCCUUUCUGUUUGGGCUACCCUUUUGAACAGACUAAUGGCUUUUUCCUUCAUGCAGCUCUUUAAAUUUCUUGCACAAACAGGAGGAGACAGAAGAGAAACUUACAAGAAGCGGCCUUUUGCUCUGAUUAAAAGCACGAAACGGCCCCAAUAGUGGCAUCAACCCAACUCUCCGCCGAAGAAGGCACGUAUUUUGGCCUCCCGUUUUCCUCCCCAGCAUUCCCCGCCAGACGCGGCUGCAGUUCCUGCACACAAGAGGAAAAGGCCGAGUAUCGCUCUCAGCGUAGACGCACCAGGGCGGAGUCGCGCAUGGGCGUUUCUGUUUCCGGCUGCAGAGAGGACUUGAAGGGCUCGGGGCAGAGGUUUUCAUUGAAUUUACUCUUUUGGUUCCCCCCCCAUCAUCACGUGUAUUCCUGUCCCCUUAAUCAGCCCUAGGGGGCAAUUAUCUCCUCCGCGCGCUCUCUUCAAACUGUAGCAGCUCCUCCUCUUCCUUCCUCCGAGAUUGAGCGGGAGGCAUGAAGCUGAGCAAAGCCCAGUAUGAAGAGAUCGCCCGAUUCCUGGCUCAAGUUCCCCCAACUAGACAGAGCCUGAGGAAACUGAAGGACAGAUUCCCUAGUCAAUCGCAGUCCACUCUGCUGAGCAUCUUCUCCCAGGAGUACCAGAAACAAAUCAGAAGAACACAUGCCAAACAUCAUACUCCAGAGGCCACUGAUGCUUAUUAUCAAAGGUACCUGAAUGGAGUGAGCAAAAAUGCAGCUUCUCCUGUAUUGUUGGAACUGGCUAAUGAGGUGGAUUUUGCUCCAUCAUUGAUGGCUCGAAUUGUGUUGGAAAGAUUUCUACAAGAGCAAGAUGGAUUAAUUCCUUCCAAAACUCUUAUAAACAGUAUGCUGCGGGACCCUUCACAGAUUCCAGAUGGAGUUCUAGCAAACCAGGUCUAUCAGUGUACUGUGAAUGACUAUUGUUAUGGACCACUGGUGGACUGCAUCAAACAUGCUAUUGGACAUGAACAUGAAGUCUUACUACAAGAAAUGCUUUUGGAGAAAAAUAUAUCUUUCUUAACUGAAGAUCAGCUUCGUGCAAAGGGUUAUGACAAAACACCAGACUUCAUUUUAGAAGUGCCAGUUGCUGUAGAAGGACAUGCCAUUCAUUGGAUUGAAAGCAAAGCCUCAUUUGGUGAUGAAUGCAGCCACCAGGCCUACCUUCACGACCAGUUCUGGAGCUACUGGAACAGAUUUGGUCCUGGACUAGUUAUUUAUUGGUAUGGAUUUAUUGAAGAGCUGGAUUGUCAUCGCAAUCGAGGUAUCCUUCUCAAAGACUGCUUCCCUACAGACAUAGUUACUCUAUGAGAUCGCAUGGCUGAGCAACAAGAGUGGAGAAAAACUGAGAGGAAAAGCCAAAUCUGGAAGCAGUGUGACUUUUCUGCAGUAUAAACUAUUGGCAACAUCUUCCCUGAACUUCAGUUGAACUUUUGCUGCCCAUGAUCACACUACUAUUGCUUCAGACAAACACAUGAAGGGUUUCUGUUUUACCUCAACCCUCUACUGAUGCAAGCAGCCAAAAAAUACAGACACAGCCCAAACAUUAUCAGCAUUUCUGUCUCUGUCAAACAGUUUAUAGAUGGCCAUAAUCUUUCUUCCUUCCGGAUGGCUUCUCCUUGCACUUUGAACAAAAGAAGAAAUGUGGAGGCUAAAAGGUGUGGCUUUCAGUUUUCCUCUCUGGUGUGAAGUCACCUUUAAAAAAUGCCUUCUGUCAUACAAAACCUUCCUCUGGUAAAUGUUAAAUAUACAGCCCAACACUCAAAUAAGAAAAUUAGUUAAUACUACAUCUCUGAUCGUGCAGAUCUCAUACAGCUCGCUUAGGAAUAGAAAAUUAUGUUGUCUGGCAGUGCAGUGUUUUAAGAUUGAACUUCCUGGCUUUGGGGGCACAAAGCCAGACAGUUGACACUUUUAAUGUAAUUUUAAUGACUAGCAUAAGUUACUUCAUUUUGUGUUGUUAGAAGCAAAAUCAUAUAAUGGGAGAAACACCUUUCUUUUUAAAAGGCUCAUAUCAGACUUGGAAUUAUAACAAAAAUGUUUCUAGUGUAUAUAAUAAACUUUUUAGUGCUGAUA
Molecule: messenger RNA, 2358 nt
Organism: Heteronotia binoei (common prickly gecko)
Lineage: Eukaryota; Metazoa; Chordata; Lepidosauria; Squamata; Gekkonidae
Gene: CDIN1
Product: CDAN1 interacting nuclease 1
Exons: 11
Coding region: 766-1596 (276 amino acids)
Biological process (GO): erythrocyte differentiation
Cellular component (GO): cytoplasm; nucleus
Source: RefSeq, a predicted model, not a curated record